AUGUGGCAGCCCGUCAACUUCAAGUCCUCAUUUAACGCGCAUCUCAAUCUUCUCUCAUCCGGCGUGGCCUCUGACGGCCGUGAAAAUUUCACAGAAUAUGAAGCACUCAUUCGCGUGGCGCUAUUAUUAUGGGUCAGAGCCAAAGUCACGAGUCCGAGUCCUCCUCACUUCAAACCCCAGCAGAACCUGAUGACCGUAAGUGAACGUCCAUUGACUUAUGCCGUUGUCGCAUUUGAGGCAGAGCGAUUGAUCGCUCAUUCAGAAGAAUUUGACAUCUCACAAAUCCCCGACGACCGAGACGAAACUUCAGGCCCCAAAUCCGAUGCUGAGCCUGAUCACCAUCCGGUACCUGCUCCCGAUGAAUCCGCAGACAUGCCACCACGCUCUGGUCGCAAAUACGCGAGACAGCCCAUGGUGGUGAAACAGAAGACGAAUGCGCCGCGUAGAGAAUCCAACAAACGCAAUCGCAGGCGGCGGCGGUCUUCGAACAACACCAGCAAUGGCGCGGCCAGUGAAGUCUCCAAACGAAAAUCUCCUCCUUUCAGCCAAUAUACAAACACAAGCCCAAACUAUCGACCGUUGAAAGAUACAGAACCAGAGACCUAUCACAUAUAUGCGACAUCGGAUACAAGUGAUGCACAAAGCGCGGAAGGCUCUGUGCGGUAUGGUGGGAUUACUCCAUUUCCUGCAGGAGAUGGAGCAAGCGGGAAGAACACUGCUCCCGUGCCUAACGUGACCCCGCCGGACGACAAUCUAGUUCUUGAGCAGGCUGAAGCUUCCCAUGAAGACCCUGCACCUGAAAUGCCUGUCGCAACAGGGACGAAGUCGACAAAUGGAGGGACUUGCGGUCCGGUAGCUGCACAGCCACGACAGCCCGAGAACAAUGACGAAAGCUGGUUUCUAUGCCCUCUCGCGGACGCUCACAAUUGCAAAUUAACUUUUGCCACGAGAAAGUCAGCCAUGAGACAUUCGAACGUUCACACGACAAGCUUUGUUUGUGUCGUCUGCAAGAAACAGAUGAGCCGCAAAGAUACGUUAGCCAAGCAUAUGAAGCUGCACAAUGCAUUGCAGAUCGCGUUAGCUGAAGCUUCCUCAAACCCCGUUGAAGACGCACAGCCUGAGGAGCCCGAACAACGCCAACCUCCGCAGCCGAAUGUUGGGGCGCACGCCGAGGUCAAGGCAGGAGAGCCGCCAGGAGAGCCACCGGAAGAAUCCUCAAUAAAACUUACGACUCCGGUAGAGGAGCUGGAGCUUCAGGAGCAUGGUCACCACACCGAAGUCGAAACUCGGCCAGAGGGACAGGAAGGGCCGAAGGUCGAGAUGAGCGAAGCUACGCCUAAUGUUGACUUAGCCGAAGAAGUUUCCGACCAACAGUCAAUUUCCCCGUCUAGCCUCUUCGACGAAGCAGCAGGUAUCAUUGUGAAGGAGACCCCCAUGCCCAACGGGAGCCUCAAACGCAAAGGGAGCUCUGAAGACGGCGCUGGACCCCAACGGCCUAGUUUAGAAAGAGCUCGAAAACGCAGAAAGGAGUCGCCCAGCUCUCCGCCUACAUCUGACCCGCCUAAUGAAAUGACAAUGCUAGAUUCUACGGACAUGUCAAUCCCAACAGAUGUACUUCAGAGUCGGCAACUGACGGACAAGAUUGUACCACGACUCCAGAAAAGGCAGGCUAAUAUGGACGGCUGGGCCCAGAACUAUAUACCAGGUUCGGGCCUCAGGCACCCGAUUCUGAAUCCGGAACCACCACCGCCGCCCUCGCGUCCCGCUAUGCAACAGAUGGAAGUGGUCAUCUCACGAACAAGUCAAGCUGGCCCUUCUAGCAUCAAGCCGAAGAAGAAGAUUGUGCUGGCAGACAGAGAAAUGGGUACUGAUCAUGAAGGAGCUGAAGUGAAUGCCUUUGAAGGGCUCGGCCGGAAGAAACGUAGAAAAGCUACUUACGCGACACCAAAGGGCAAAAAGCGAGCAGAGGCCGAUGUAGACUACUCGACCCCAACAAAAGAUCCUACUAACGGCGAAGUUGGCUUAUUUGACACCGUUGGCGACAUUGAACCCAUGGACAUUGCAACGUCUGUUGCCAAAAGGACAUUCCCUGCUCGAAGAGGACAAAAACGAGGCGACAGUCAAGAAGACGACGACUCCGAUUUCGUUGCGGAUCAAAAUACCGAGUCCGAGGACGAAAUGGCCAGAGCAGAACCAGCUAACAAAGCCACCAAGGUCACUAAAGCUCCGAAGAUGAAGGGAUCUCGCAAUGGAGAUUUGUUCGAGUGCGGCAGCUGUCACCGAAGAUUUGCAAAUCAGGAUUCGCUCAACAAUCACUUGAGGCAACCUUCCGCGCAUGUGGGUCUGCUCAGGUGCCAGAGGUGUUCUGAGGAAUUCUGGGCGAGUACUGCGCUGGCCGAACAUGAGAAGGACACGGGCCACGGGAAGGGCAACGGCCUACAAGGACGCAUUGGCCCCUUCAGUCAAAUCGAGGUCGAAAAACUAAACAGGUGGAGAGAUCAGUUUUGCGAGAAACACAACAUCAGCCGGGUUCAGUUCAACGAUAUGAUGACUGACACUAUGGUACGAGAAAAAGGAAGCAGUUGGAUCUGGCCCUUCAUCGGGCGAACGGCGUUUCUCAAAGAGUAUGUCGAUGUUCUCCCAAAUCGAAACAAAAGGUCGCUGCUGCGCUAUCGUGAGCGAAACUUUCAGAAUGUGGAGGGGUCGAAGAAUUGGACGGCCGAAGAUGACAAGGAACUGAUUCGAUUGCACAAGGAACUUGGGCCGAAGUGGGCUGAGAUCGCAAAGAGGCUAACAAGGACGGUGGAUGCAGUCAGUCAAAGGUGGGGGCAUAAAUUACGGUAUGGUGAAGUCGACACUGGUGAAUGGUCGAGAGCAGAGGAUGACAGGUUUCGCAAGAUUUUGGAGGAGCUACGGCACGAUUCGGACGAGAACAAGUUGCGGAACCACCGCAUUCCGUGGAAUAAGGUCAGUGAGAAAAUGGGCACACGGUCUGCGCAGCAGUGCUCAAACCAUUACCGCGCUCAACAUGCGAAAAAAGCACGAGGGACGUGGAUUAAAAUGGAUGACCUGGAGCCGACCUCUGCUUCGAGUAAGGGUUUGCCGCCUUCGAAGAUGGAGUUGAGGUUACGCGGACAGAAAUUGAGAGCACGAUAUUCGAAGAAAAGCCUGUCGGAGGAGUAUAUUCUCGACGAGGACGAGAGUAGUGAUGCAGACCGAGACAAAGGCCAGAGAGAUUGCAACGCUCCCGAGAACGACAAGUCGGCUAAGGAUGAUCCAAACGAGGACACCAGCAUCAAUCACGAAUCUGACUCUGAAGCAGAUGUUGAGAUUGAGGGUCAAUCGCGCUCGUCCGCCCAAGGCGCACACGAGGCCGAUAGCGUUCCUCACACACGGAUUCCAGUGAUCGCAAAAACGCCUGGUAAAACUCUACGUUCGAGCCAACUGUUUGAGCAGACCCAGGCCAACACUUCGGCACUAAAGCCUUCGCAAACAAGCAGCAGGAAGGCGAGACUACAGGCAAGCCAAAAACGACCGUCGCCGGACAUUCCCAUCCAGCAACGGCGACUGGAAUCGAAGUCUCCCUUGCAGGGGAUCCCGGUGCUGGAGAAUGGUGAACUGAAUCUUGAGGAGGUCGAGGAGGAGGAUGAAGAGAACGAGAGCAAGAGUGAAGUGAGCGACGCCGAAGAAUCUGAAGACUCGGAUGCGGCUCAGCAGACAGAUGAGGAGCAAAGGACUCCCCUCGAGGACUCUGCGGAUGAAAGCGAAGAUGGACCUGCAGGACAUCUUGUCGACGAUAAAGCGACAGAAACCGAAUAUAAUGACGACGAUGAUCAUGGUACUUUAGAUACGGGUGGGGAUCUGGAUGAGGACGACGGAGACACUGAUGACAACGUUGACGAAGGAGCACUCGGGGGAGAUGGAGAAGACGAAGAUGAAGACGAAGACGACGAAGACGAAGUCGCCUCCGGUGGGAACACAUCAAGUUUCAUGGACAGUAUCAACGAGUCUGCGAAACGGUCGCGGAUACGCAGCAGUCAGAGUUUACUCGUUACCGACCCGAGGCGUCGGGAUCCCAAGCAGCGAAAACUGGACGACUUUGAUCAGGACGGUAGCGACGAGGAAUGA
This is a messenger RNA of Cladophialophora bantiana CBS 173.52, 4128 nucleotides long. RefSeq lists its product as uncharacterized. The record is from RefSeq and is a predicted model, not a curated record. Gene Ontology annotation, molecular function: transcription cis-regulatory region binding; DNA-binding transcription factor activity. Gene Ontology annotation, cellular component: nucleus. Gene Ontology annotation, biological process: regulation of DNA-templated transcription. The coding region runs from base 1 to 4128 and encodes 1375 amino acids. The transcript has a single exon. NCBI's taxonomy places the organism in Eukaryota, Fungi, Ascomycota, Eurotiomycetes, Chaetothyriales, Herpotrichiellaceae.